AUGUCUUCCUCUGGCAUGAGUCUCGAAGAGCUGCGUGCAGCUGCUCGAGCUGCGGGCUUGAGCGCUGCAGAGGAAAAAUUCGUGUGCUUUGACUGGGCAAACAGCGCAGCCUGGCAGGAAUACUUGGUUAACCUCUACCCUACACCGCCUUUAAACAGGCUGCUCAAGUGGAAGAAGAAGUUCUACAAGGCGCAUCAGGAUCCGUCAUUCGACGUAAAUUGCGUGAAGGUAGAUCAAGUUCUGCGUGGCGAGGUUCCUUCUGCUUCCAACAGGCCUUCUUCCAGCUACUGCCCCUCUGGUUCGCCCACCUUUAUGCGCCCAGUGGGCAAUCCUCCUUCCGCCGCUGCUUUGCGCUUUCUCUCUCCGCUCACGCUGCUCUGCCUGUCUGCGGGCAUGCUGAAGAUUACAGUGGCAGCGGCCACUUCGGGAAAGGAUCCGAUGGCCUCUUUUAUUGUAACGGGAGCCUUCAUGCUGCGUCUCUACUCUUGCUUUGGUCUCCCUCCCGUGAAGCUGUGGCCCUUGUCGCAACUCGGCGACUCCCUCGCGAACGACGGCUUCCCAUAUUUCCAGCAAGUUCUGCAGAACGACGCAAUGCAUGGGACCCUAUUCUUCCUCCUGACGGGUCUCAUGCCCAAUUCGCUGCCUCUCAUGGCUUCUCCCCUCAUAACAGGCAGCCUGGUGCUUGCACAGAUUCUCAGAGAAGGCAAUGGCCUUCCUUCGUUUAUUACCAACCUGCGCUUCAUGAGGAGCUUCACCUCUUUCUUGGACCAGAAGCGCUAUCGAGCUCUUCAGCUAAGGGCGGAUCUUGAGGUGUACUACGGUCUCUUCUUCUUCAUUUGGUCUUUGGUGCGAAUGCAAUUCUCCCUGUCCGACUUCAUUCUUCCGGCCUACCUCUACUGGCAGCUGCAGAAGCUUCGAUAUCAGAUGUGCCCCUAUAGCCAAGCCAGCGUCCGGCGGGUGGACGGUCUUAUUUUGUCCUUCACCAGCCAUCCCGCGUGUCCCGGGGUUGUCCGCAUGAUUUACGACAAGAUCCGCAACUUUUGUAUUCGCCAAGUACAGCCCGCAGAUACUUCCUCUGCCGCACGGUCGUCAUCAUGCACCAUCAUGUGA
Messenger RNA from Cyclospora cayetanensis, 1110 nucleotides. RefSeq lists its product as uncharacterized. NCBI's taxonomy places the organism in Eukaryota, Apicomplexa, Conoidasida, Eucoccidiorida, Eimeriidae. The coding region runs from base 1 to 1110 and encodes 369 amino acids. The transcript is spliced from 9 exons. Gene Ontology annotation, biological process: membrane organization; endoplasmic reticulum tubular network organization. The record is from RefSeq and is a predicted model, not a curated record. Gene Ontology annotation, cellular component: endoplasmic reticulum; membrane.